CUCCUCUAAAGUAGCGAUGGUUGUUGUGGUUGUGCACGCCGCCGACACCUCUCCGAGUGCUGUCCCGCACAGGAGACCGACUUAGGCGGGAGGAGGGAGGGUUUGAGCUCACCACGCAUGGAGUUGAGCUCGGACCGGGUGGUGGCAACGCUGGAGAUGUCGCAGACCAAACGCACAGACGACGAGCCUUUUGACGGAGACUCCGACUACGAGAGCUUGCCACCUCAUGUCUCAGUGACGACCCACAUGACAGCCGGAGCCGUGGCUGGCGUACUGGAGCACACGGUGAUGUACCCCGUGGACUCUGUCAAGACAAGGAUGCAGAGCCUACAGCCAGACCCAAAUGCACAGUACAGGGGUGUGUAUGAAGCUCUGAAAAGGAUCAUCCAAACAGAAGGGAUCUUCAGGCCGCUGAGGGGCCUCAACAUCACCAUGUUGGGAGCGGGGCCCGCCCAUGCACUCUACUUCGCCUGCUAUGAACGGGUCAAGCGCUCACUAAGUGACGUCAUUCAGAGUGGAGGCAACAGCCACGUAGCCAAUGGUAUUGCAGGUAGUGUGGCCACUGUUCUUCAUGAUGCUGUCAUGAACCCAGCUGAAGUGAUAAAGCAGAGGAUGCAAAUGUACAACUCGCCAUAUCGAGGACUUUGGGACUGUGUUCAAACAGUAACGCGUACUGAAGGUAUGGGAGCCUUCUACCGCAGCUACAGCACACAGCUGACCAUGAACAUCCCUUUCCAGGCUGUUCACUUCAUCACCUACGAGCUGAUGCAGGAACAGUUGAACCCCCACAGACAUUACCACCCUGGCAGCCACAUAGUGUCAGGAGCAGCAGCAGGGGCCAUUUCCGCAGCAAUAACCACUCCACUUGACGUUUGUAAAACUCUGCUCAACACACAAGAGAAUGUAGCACUCAACUCCAUGAACAUCAGCGGCCACUUAACAGGAAUGGCUAAUGCCUUCAGGACAGUGUACCGGCUUGGUGGUCUAGCGGCCUUCUUUAAAGGGGUCCAAGCUCGGGUCAUAUACCAGAUGCCCUCCACUGCCAUUGCCUGGUCAGUUUACGAGUUCUUCAAGUACUUCCUGACUAAGCAGCAGCUGGAAUCAGAGGCAGGACCUCGACCAAUGUAAUGGAAAGUGUGUUGGAGCAAGCCACACCUAGACUGAAACUAAGGAAAGAAGGCUCAAACCUGAGCUCACUGUGUGCUGUUUGAGGAAAUGGCACAAGUUAUUGUCUCACAGGGAAGUGGAGGAGUGGAGGAGUGUCUGAGAAUGGCACUCCCUGUUGUUCACGUACCUGAGGUUGUGUGUUUUUAAAUGAAGAUGAUGUUGCACAACCAGGAUAUGCAACAGACCAGAUUAAUCUUAAAAGGACAGAUACACGUAGAAGAGUUAAAUAGUCUUCUUCCUCCUCCACUCCACAUACACAUCAGCCACAACUCUCCAAACCCUACUACGUUGGGAGCGUAAUUAAGUUGUCUUGAAUGAUGUUUAUAGUUUAUAAUAUUGGAACUUUUUAUUUAUUUUGUUAACUUUCCGAGGCUUGUAUUUUAUGAAUGCAGAAGAAACACAAUGCUGUUUAUUUGUUUUAUUUCAUUGUGUAUUUAUGAAAAAAAUACCCAUUACAACACAUUCCUUAUUUUCCCUCCACGGCGAACGGAACAGUUGUGCUUUCCAAGUGCCUCACAAAUAUUAAAUGUUGCUUCACCUUUUUUUUUUUUUUUUUCUUGAGAAAAUAUGUAUUUUCGUAUUUGAGCCAAGUUCUAGCAAAGAACUGUACUAUUCUGUUAUUGAAUCAUAUUGUGGCUCUUUAUGUCAUAACUUUGUCAUAACUAAAUUUUAAUGUACUUUUUUCAAUUAUCUCUACACCAAUUGGUCAAAUGGCGACCUGCAGCAGUUUUUUUUUUGUGUUACAGUUUUGUACUAUAAAUGCAAAAUACCAUAUUUUUUUCCCUUGAGAGAGCCUCUUUCUCUCUCAGUAUCAAGUUGUGUAGGCCGUUACGGUCCAGUUAGAAUGUUUAAGACCAUUAUUACAAUGCUCCCUGAAUCACGCACAAUGAUUUUAAGAAUCAUACCUGUUGCAGAAGGAAAGCAGCUUUGUUUAUAUAUUUUCAAAAACAUGAAUCUAUAUUUUGAGGGUGACUAUUUCUGAGAAACUUCAUUAUGCAGGUCCAAAGGUGGAUCAGAUAAGGCUGUGACUUGAGAUGGUGGCUAUAUCUGAACCUUCAUGUGCAUUUGUACGGUGUGAUGUUUAGCUUCCGAGUGGUCUUUUUUGUUAAUGUGUCAUAUUGACCUUGAACCUAAAGGUUGUAGGUUAUAUAUAUAUAU
Messenger RNA from Morone saxatilis (striped sea-bass), 2325 nucleotides. It is a transcript of the gene slc25a37, whose product is annotated as solute carrier family 25 member 37. Gene Ontology annotation, cellular component: mitochondrial membrane. NCBI's taxonomy places the organism in Eukaryota, Metazoa, Chordata, Actinopteri, Moronidae. Gene Ontology annotation, molecular function: ferrous iron transmembrane transporter activity. The transcript is spliced from 4 exons. Gene Ontology annotation, biological process: iron import into the mitochondrion. The record is from RefSeq and is a predicted model, not a curated record. Bases 118 to 1128 code for a protein of 336 amino acids.